Messenger RNA from Andrographis paniculata, 1654 nucleotides. Its product is annotated as protein DETOXIFICATION 12-like. The transcript has 7 exons. Gene Ontology annotation, molecular function: xenobiotic transmembrane transporter activity; antiporter activity. The record is from RefSeq and is a predicted model, not a curated record. Bases 80 to 1534 code for a protein of 484 amino acids. Gene Ontology annotation, biological process: xenobiotic detoxification by transmembrane export across the plasma membrane. Gene Ontology annotation, cellular component: membrane. Lineage: Eukaryota; Viridiplantae; Streptophyta; Magnoliopsida; Lamiales; Acanthaceae.
GUAACCCCGCUCGAUUCGAUCCGCAUUACCACUGAAGUGGUGUUGUGUUGUGUUUCUAUCUGUGAUCGAUCUCGGGAAAAUGGAGGGGGAGGCCCUCGUGCCAAACCAGAGCAUCGGCGACGGCGGCCGGAGCUCGUUGACGGAGUGCGCUGCCGACCUCAAUCGGGUCAACUGGAUUGCUCUCCCGAUGAUAGUCGUGACCGUUUCUCAGUACCUGCUGCGCGUCUCCCCCAUGUUUAUGCUCGGCCAUUUGGAUGAGCUGUCGUUGUCCAGCGCCUCCAUCGCAACCUCCAUUUGCAAUGUCACAGGAUUCAGCGUUGUGUUCGGAAUGGCGAGUGCGUUGGAAACCCUAUGUGGCCAGGCUUACGGAGCGGCGCAGUAUAAGAAAUUGGGGAUAUUCACCUAUGGUGCGAUUCUAUGCCUCUUCGUGGUGUGCGUACCUUUGUCUCUUCUCUUCUUCUUUACGGAGAAGCUGCUGGUAUGGACGGGGCAGGAUCCUGAAAUCUCCGCCGGCGCCGGAGAGUUCGCGAUUCAGCUGAUUCCGUCGUUGUUCCCUUUCGCUGUUCUACAGUGCUUAGUUCGUUACUUGCAGAGCCAGAGUCUGGUCCUUCCAAUGGUUUGGAGCUCAUUAGCUUCUCUAACCGUUCAGUUGCUUCUCUGUUGGAUAUUUGUAUUCAAGCUGAAUCUGCGGAGCAGAGGAGCUGCAAUGUCGAUUGCAGUCUCCGAUUGGUUCAACGUAGUCGUGCUGCUGUUCUACAUGAAGUAUUCCCCGGCCUGCAGGAAAACUCGAGCUUCCUUCUCGCCGGACAUUUUAUCAUCUUCCAAGGAAUUCUUGGGCCUGGCUAUUCCAUCUGCAGCCAUGGUUUGCGUCGAGUGGUGGUCAUUUGAGAUUAUCUUACUGCUUUCAGGAAUGUUGCCGAAUCCACAACUGGAGACAUCAGUUUUCUCCAUAUGCUAUACCAUUACUUAUCUGCACUACCACAUUCCCUAUUCUUAUGGCGCCGCAGCAAGCACGCUUAUGUCAAACGCAUUUGGGGCAGGGAACCCUAGAGCCGCCAAAGUUACCCUCUACGUGGUUUUAGCGCUAUCGAUUGCAGAGUUCUUAUUAGCCAGCAUUUCAAUAAUGGCCUCAGGUCACAUACUGGGAUAUGCAUUUAGCGAGUCGAAAGAAGUAGUCAGCCGCAUCGAACAAAUGGCUCCUUUCCUCGGCCUCUCUAUCAUCAUGGAUAGCUUGCAGGCUGUGCUCUCAGGCGUGGCCCGGGGCUGCGGCUGGCAGCACAUAGGGGCUUAUGUGAACCUGGGAUCGUACUAUCUGGUCGGCAUGCCGGCGGCAUUACUGCUGGCGUUCGUUUUGCACCUCAAAGGGCGAGGCCUGUGGAGCGGAUUGCUAGCCGGCGCAACGGUCCAAUGCAUUGCCUUGUCGGCGGUCACCGGAAUCACAAACUGGGAAAAACAGGCAUUGGAAGCACGGCACAGGAUCUUCUCGGGAACUCCUCCGGCUUGCCAACCCCAACGCUUGGUAGAGAUUACUUAAAAUUUAUUGCAUAAUUAUUUCUAACUGCGAUAAUUAAAAUAAUUUAUAAAAUCUUUAUAUUAGUAUAUUUGUAUGAAUAAAUAUUUUGUAUCUGUUUUUUUUGCUUGUUACAAAAUUGAA